Messenger RNA from Pipistrellus nathusii (Nathusius's pipistrelle), 2121 nucleotides. The record is from the annotation of a GenBank genome assembly. NCBI's taxonomy places the organism in Eukaryota, Metazoa, Chordata, Mammalia, Chiroptera, Vespertilionidae.
AUGUCACCAUUUCUUCGAAUUGGUUUGUCCAACUUUGACUGCGGGUCCUGCCAGCCUUGUCAAGGAGAGGCCAUUAACCCUUACUGCGCUGUGCUUGUCAAGGAAUAUGUUGAAUCAGAGAAUGGGCAGAUGUACAUCCAGAAAAAGCCAACCAUGUACCCGCCCUGGGACAGCACUUUUGAUGCCCAUAUCAACAAGGGAAGAGUAAUGCAGAUCAUUGUGAAAGGCAAAAAUGUGGACCUAAUAUCUGAAACUACUGUUGAGCUCUACUCUCUGGCUGAAAGAUGCAGGAAGAACAACGGGAGGACAGAAAUAUGGUUAGAGCUGAAACCUCAAGGCCGAAUGCUAAUGAAUGCAAGAUACUUCUUGGAAAUGAGUGACACAAAGGACAUGAGUGAAUUCGAGACUGAAGGCUUCUUUGCUUUGCAUCACCGUCGAGGAGCCAUCAAACAGGCCAAAGUCCAUCAUGUCAAGUGCCAUGAGUUCACCGCCACCUUUUUCCCACAACCCACGUUUUGCUCCGUCUGCCAUGAGUUUGUCUGGGGUCUGAACAAACAGGGCUAUCAGUGUCGACAAUGUAAUGCAGCAAUUCACAAGAAGUGUAUCGAUAAAGUUAUAGCCAAGUGCACAGGAUCAGCUAUCAAUAGCCGAGAAACCAUGUUCCAUAAGGAGAGGUUCAAAAUUGACAUGCCGCAUAGAUUUAAAGUUUACAAUUACAAAAGCCCAACGUUCUGUGAGCACUGUGGAACGCUGCUAUGGGGCCUGGCCAGGCAAGGGCUGAAGUGUGAUGCAUGUGGCAUGAACGUGCAUCACCGAUGCCAGACAAAGGUGGCCAACCUCUGUGGCAUAAACCAGAAGCUAAUGGCCGAAGCACUGGCAAUGAUUGAGAGCACCCAACAGGCUCGCUGCUUAAGAGAUACUGAACACAUCUACAGAGAAGGUCCAGUUGAAAUCGGUCCCCCAAGCUCCAUAAAAGAUGAAGCAAGGCUGCCCCAUGUACUGGCAUCAGGGAAACGAGAGCCUCAGGGAAUCUCCUGGGAGUCUCCCUUGGAUGAGAUGGAGAAAAUGAGCCAUCAUCCAGAACCUGAGCCGAACGUAGAAAGACCAUCUCUACAUAUGAAGUUAAAAAUCGAGGAUUUUGUCCUGCACAAAAUGUUGGGGAAAGGAAGUUUUGGCAAGGUCUUUCUAGCAGAGUUCAAGAACACCAAUCAAUUUUUUGCAAUCAAAGCCCUAAAGAAAGACGUGGUUUUGAUGGACGAUGAUGUUGAGUGUACAAUGGUAGAGAAGAGAGUUCUCUCCUUGGCCUGGGAGCAUCCAUUCCUAACGCACAUGUUCUGUACGUUCCAGACGAAGGAAAACCUCUUUUUCGUGAUGGAAUUUCUCAAUGGAGGAGACUUGAUGUACCACAUCCAGAGCUGCCACAAGUUUGACCUUUGCAGAGCAACGUUUUAUGCUGCUGAAAUCAUUCUUGGUCUGCAGUUCCUCCAUUCCAAAGGCAUUGUCUACAGGGACCUGAAGCUAGAUAAUAUCCUGCUAGACAAAGAUGGGCAUAUCAAGAUAGCGGACUUUGGAAUGUGCAAGGAGAACAUGCUAGGAGAUGCCAAGACAAACACUUUCUGCGGGACCCCCGACUACAUCGCCCCAGAGAUCUUGCUGGGUCAGAAAUACAACCAUUCUGUUGACUGGUGGUCCUUUGGUGUCCUCCUCUAUGAAAUGCUGAUUGGUCAGUCACCUUUCCACGGGCAAGAUGAAGAAGAGCUCUUCCACUCCAUCCGCAUGGACAACCCCUUUUACCCCCGAUGGCUGGAGAAGGAGGCUAAGGACCUUCUAGUGAAGCUUUUUGUGAGGGAACCUGAACAGAGGCUGGGAGUGAGGGGAGACAUCCGCCAGCACCCUUUGUUUCGGGAGAUCAAUUGGGAAGAGCUCGAAAGAAAGGAGAUUGACCCACCAUUCAGGCCUAAAGUGAAAUCACCAUAUGACUGCAGCAAUUUCGACAAGGAAUUCUUAAAUGAGAAACCCAGGCUGUCAUUUGCCGACAGAGCACUGAUCAACAGUAUGGACCAGAACAUGUUCAGAAACUUUUCUUUCAUUAACCCAGGGAUGGAGAUGCUAAUAUCCUGA